ACAUCUGUCGUCAUAAGCAUCAGAAUGGAGGCAGACUGCAUGCAGAACUGUGCUCUCUCAGGAAUACCUGACUUAAGGAAUCAGCUAUCUUUGGUUCGUUGUCUGCUGUUAACUAACCAAAAAUACUGGGAAAUGGAUGCAUGUAAGAUGAUUGGCGACUCUGUCUGUUGUGUCUGCUGCACCUUUGUCUUGAAAGCCCUGGUAUACAUAAGUCCAUUAAUUUUUUUGUAGGAUUAAUAAAUUAUUUUUAUAUCAGUUUUGUUCUACUCGCCUUUUUUCUCUGUACAUGACGUAGAUUAUCAUGUGGAAGGAAGCUGUGAAAUACGGAAGCAUUGCUUGGGCUACAUCCUGUUAGUGGGCAGAAUAUAAGCAUGUUGUGUGUGAGCUCUCUCUAGAGAGCCUAACGAUGUACCAUGGCUUAUAGAAAAACAUCAGGAAUUCUUUUUGGGUGUAUUUUACUCAUCUUUUUUCAGGGUUGUUUGUCCAGAAUCCAUUCUUCUCCUAGUAGGAUCUGUACCAGUCAAGAUUGUGUGGUUGACAUCAGUUGUAUGGUCAUCAAUCUGGAAUAUGUGGACUGCAGUUGGACCAGAUCACAGAUGCAAGACAUGAGCUAUAACUUCAGCAGUGCAUUUAAGCAUGAGGAUUCAUAUCAAGAGUGUCCACAGUACCUACAGGAGAACGGUCAGAAUGUGGGCUGCAGGAUCCCUUUAUAUGAGAACGGCCAGUUUGAUGCUUUUUAUACAAAACUGUCCAUGGGUGGAAAUCUGACAGUCGAAAGAUAUUAUGGAGAUCUUAAAGACAGAGUGAAGAUCAACCCUCCCUUUAAUCUCUCUGUGGACUGGACUGCUAACGGUGACUUGUGCCUUUACUGGGUGAACAAUGUCACCAAGCCUCAUUGUUUAGAGUUUAUGGUACGCUAUCAGAGAGGUUCUGACCAGUGGCAGGUCUCCACUAAACAGAAGUCUACUUCAUAUUGCAUACCUCUUGUCCCCAUGGGAGUUAAUUUUACAUUCCAAGUAAUGAGCAGGAUGGGAAACCUCUGUGGUCUCUCUGAAUUUUGGAGUGAAUGGAGUGCUCCUCUACAGUGGGGUAACUACACAGGAAGCAUCAGUGCACCAUUAUCACAGCCGUGGUGGCACCUGUGGCUCAGUGUCUUGGGAGUCAUUGUCCUGAUCGCCCUUGCUGUGCUGUUAUACUAUAUUGAAAGGGUAAAGGUACUUAUACUUCCUGUGGUCCCUGACCCAAGCAAGAACCUGCAGGAUUUGUUCUAUAAACAUAAUGGAAAUGUUGAGAGCUGGGUUCAUGUCUCCGGAGAGCUGAAGAAAGCUUUUGAUACAGACUACACAGAGUCUCCCUGUGUUGUGUGUGAGCCCAGUCCCACUCUUAAGUCAAAAGAGUGCGAUAAACCUGUGCAGCAUUCUGCUUAAACUGCUGUGCACUGGUGCUCCACCUUCAUUUGACUUGACCAUCAGCAGUCAACUUCUGUAUAAUCAGGAACCUCUGUAUAGUUUACCAUGAUAACAUACGAUCAGAUGGACAGAGUGAGAGUAAUAUUUUUGUUUUCAUGGGUUUCUUCAAAAGAUUCUUAUUUUAUGGUCUUUUUAAAUAUUCUUUAAGGGCAAAUCCACUAAUUUUUCAAAAUGUCUGCAUAAAUAAAUGUU
Molecule: messenger RNA, 1661 nt
Organism: Colossoma macropomum (tambaqui)
Lineage: Eukaryota; Metazoa; Chordata; Actinopteri; Characiformes; Serrasalmidae
Gene: il2rgb
Product: interleukin 2 receptor, gamma b
Exons: 8
Coding region: 414-1427 (337 amino acids)
Biological process (GO): cytokine-mediated signaling pathway
Cellular component (GO): external side of plasma membrane
Molecular function (GO): protein binding; cytokine receptor activity
Source: RefSeq, a predicted model, not a curated record